Ceratina calcarata is the source of this 1669-nucleotide messenger RNA. RefSeq lists its product as uncharacterized. The transcript is spliced from 2 exons. NCBI's taxonomy places the organism in Eukaryota, Metazoa, Arthropoda, Insecta, Hymenoptera, Apidae. The record is from RefSeq and is a predicted model, not a curated record. The coding region runs from base 132 to 1175 and encodes 347 amino acids.
UCGUCCCCACUUUCCGGCCGACCGUAGCUUGCACGUAAAGUUACGAGAUCCCUGGUGCGGAGCACCAGUUGCUCGCUUCGACCCUCCGUUCCAGUAUUUAGUAGUUCCGUGAGUGUAAGAACUUUGCAAAAAUGAACAGGCCUUUUUGGAGAGAGGACCCCGAAUCCUCUUACCAGGUGGCGGUUGUCCCAGUGGGCUUUCCGAACAGAGUAUUCACGAUCAGCGAGGCCGAAGAUUUUGGAGACGCUCUUAGCCGGUGUGUCAUGAACUACAUAGAAACGCGUCGGAAAAAGUCUCUUAGAUUUGUGCAACCAGAAUUCCUCUCUUUCUUUAGAAAGAACGGGGGAAUUCUGUUGUCCUGUGACACGGAAGUCACGGUUCGUUGGCUCAAAGUGGCGAUAAAGUUCGUUAAGCUGUCGAGUGGUUGUGGCCUACAGAUCGAGAGCAAGGAAGCGCUGGACAAUCGCUUCCUGGUGGAGGGAAGGGGGACCCAUUCUCGCUUCAAUGGGAACAACAUUAUCAGCAACCUGCAAACAUUUAAUGGAGAGCUAGAUGUCUCUCGUUGGAGAGUUGUUCGCGAGAAAUACACAAGAUCCGGAACGAUAAUAACGCUGGAAAUGGAGGGAAGAUCGGUAGGGAUGUUGCGAAAGAAGCGAAAUCGCUUGUCUCUAGACCAGGCAGGUGUGCACAAGUUCAACAUUUUAAAUGUGACGCGGGUCAGGAAUGCGAGACCGGCGGGGGAGCCAGCAGAGGUGGAUAUCUCUGAAGAUGAUUUUACUACGGGAUCGGGGGAUGCUGUUGAGACUUUGGCCGAUGCUGCUGGCAUUGCCGUCUCGCUCAACGAUUCGACUACGAUCGAAAACGUCCCCUCGCAGCGGGACGAGGGUGUCUUGUUUGAUGCUGCGGGGGAUGAAUUCAUCCUCUCGGUGAAUCUGGAACAAUUCGAGGGUAACGAGGUCUCCGAUGACGCGGCGAGGAUCGUCGGAGACGAGUCGGUGAGGGGCUCGUCUACGCCAGUGAGGACCACUGCCAGAACGAAGGAGGGUUUUUCGCAUGGACGAGACAGGACAAAGGGCAAGGCGACUCUGAACUUGAAGUCGACAAAUGGAAAUGGAGAUGAUUCUGGAGUCGGAUUGGCCGGGAGGAGGGAAGGUCACAAAGGAGGACACGGGUAAACAAAGGGAGACAAAAGCUCUAGGAGAUCGUGAUUGAGGAAGGGUCGUGAGGUCAGUCAGGCGAAUGACCGAACGGGAUAGAUCGUCGUGAUGCGAAGGUGCGGAGAUCCCAGGAGAGCGAUGUGAUGCUGGUUGUACUGGAGCGGAGUGUCGCCUGUUGGAGAUUGAACGCGGAGGAGUCUGUUCUUCGUUAAUGAUAUACACAUAUAUAUAUAUAUAUAAAUUUAUAUUUCUAUUUACUAGUUGAAGUACGUUUCCUUUUUAAUGAUAAGAGUUUUAUUAGAGUCCGCGUGCAUGGUCCCUACGGGGGCUUAUCCUUUUGAUUACACUUGCCCGAUGAAUCGUGACCCGGGUACGAUACGUUUGUUUUAUCGCAAGACCUUUAAGUAAUUGAGUCAACAGCGAUGUGACAUGUGACACGAUACUUCUUGGUUAACGGCCAAAAUGAGCAGAGUUAUUGAUUAGAGAAAGAAUAAAAUUUACUUAUUUAUGUA